Amphimedon queenslandica is the source of this 1034-nucleotide messenger RNA. RefSeq lists its product as uncharacterized. NCBI's taxonomy places the organism in Eukaryota, Metazoa, Porifera, Demospongiae, Haplosclerida, Niphatidae. Gene Ontology annotation, molecular function: DNA binding. The coding region runs from base 1 to 957 and encodes 318 amino acids. The transcript is spliced from 7 exons. The record is from RefSeq and is a predicted model, not a curated record.
AUGUGUUAUUAUGACUCAGAUGAAACUGUUGGAUUUAGUGAAAGUUUUGAUCUGGAACAUUCACCAGGAAUAUUAAAUCCACCUUGUCCACAGCAACAGAGCAAGAAAAGACCAACUAGGAAUAGGAGACUUCCCCUUCAUAUAAUUGAGGAAUCAAUUGUUCCACCUGUCAAAAAGGCUAUUAAAGGAAAAGUCAAAGUGAAGUGUUGCCAAAGUGGGAAAGUUUUCAUGGCAAGUGCAGACAAAUUGACAAAGGAACAUGGUGAAGACCUAAGCCUUAGUGAUAUAUAUGAUGGUAACAGUGUCAUAUAUGACGCUGGUGGAAAAAGUUACGAUGUAGUCAUAAUCCGCAAUAAUAAAGCUACAGCAGCAGAAACUCCUACUACAAGUCGACAUAACAAUAAAAAAAUUGUCAAGAAAAGAGUUAACACUGCUUUAAUGGCAGCUGAAAAAGAAACAGAAUGCAAUGAAGAUACUCAGUCACUACUAGAUGAGGCUUCACAAGUUAUUAGGAGUAGUUCAGAAACUCCUAAAGUUCCAAAAAUCAGUAGAGUUGAAACUGGAUUGAAGGGUUUGCUUAUUCAGAUGGAUAAAAAAUUAGACAAAAUUGAAAGGAUGCUAAUGCAUAGCGACAAGUAUCAGUCAGAUGUAGAUUUAGAAACUGAAGAUAGAUAUAUUGUUAAUGGAAUUGACUUAAGAGCAUUGCCUGCAAAUGAUGCAUAUGGCUAUGGACGAUCUUUACUGGAUGCUUUGUUUACUAAGAAAGAACAGAAAAGUGGUGUACUACUACCAACAAGCAAAAGUCCAAAACCAGCAUUAGACAAUGAUCGAGUACAAUUGUUAUUUGGAUGUCUCAACAAACGAUAUAAAGAUCAGUAUACUCUUUCAAAGAUGAAAAGUACACUUAACCAGAAAUGCAGAGAUGCAAAGGAAGUGAUAUUAAUUAAAGAUGACUAAACGCCAGUAUCAUGUCAAACUUUUAUAGGUUGUUUUACGAACGUGAUUAACAAUAGAUGAUUUGUUUUGAAUUUUAA